Molecule: messenger RNA, 1222 nt
Organism: Brassicogethes aeneus
Lineage: Eukaryota; Metazoa; Arthropoda; Insecta; Coleoptera; Nitidulidae
Source: the annotation of a GenBank genome assembly
AAUCCAUCUUGAAGAGUACUGUUGUAGUUGGAGUUUAUGAAUUUUUUUCGAAAAGUUCACGGUUUUAGCAAUUAAGGAGCGCUCUGUUAUAUAAAUCUAGAUAUUAAUUUUGUGUGGGCUUCAUAGUGUUUUUGGUCAGCAAAAUAUCAACAUGUUUUUCGAGCUGGUAACAAUUUCUUGUUAUUUGACAUUAGUCGCUCCGCAACAUUAUGCACCUCAACAAUAUGCUCCAGAAGCAGGAGGUGUUCCUGCUUCGCAAUAUCCAGCAGGAAUCGACCCGGCAUCCUGCCCCAACUAUCCCAACUGUGAAAAUCCAUUUGUGGCACUCAGCAAAACUCAUAACGUAGCCCCGUUCAAUCAGGCCCCUCAACAAUUUGCUCCUGCAGCGCAGUACAGCCCUGCACCAAGGUACAAAGCUCAACAGUACUCCCCAGUAUACCAACAAAAAGCUGUCCAGCAAUAUGCAGCACCUCAAUAUCAACAACAAGCCGCCAUUCCUCAAUACCAACCUCAGUAUCAACCUCAAUAUCAAGCCGCGCCCACUGCAGCUCCUCAAGCAACUCCACAGUACAGCCCUGCAGUGCAAAACGCUUUGGAUCGCGGUGAAUACAUUGGGGACGGGGAUUACCUUGGAGACGAAUCAGGGCCAUCUGUCGGAAAUCCCGGUGGUAAUCCAAGUUAUAGUUUUAACCUUAAUAUUGGAGCGUCUCCUGUUUAUGCUCAGCCACCAAGGUACAGUCUUCAGCAGUACAAUCAGCAGCAGGAGGUGACAGCCGAAGUGGGAAUUCCUGCUCAAAUUCCUGCAGGGGUGGACCCCAGAGCGUGUCCAAAUUAUCCUUACUGUCAUUAAGUAUCCUAAAUUAAAUUUUGCUUAACAAAAGCUUUAAGAAAAUGCUGUAAAUUAAAAACAAAUUUAUAUGUAGGUUGUAAAAAUAGAUUUCAUGUCUGGGAUAGUCUAUAAUUAGGAGUAACUUUAGUAAGUAUUAUUUAAUCGUAAGAAAUUAUCUGUAAAUAGAUGAACGUUAGUUGAGAAAUGUUGGUGAAAUUUCCCUAUCACGAUUUAUUACAUCAUCUAAUAACCGUGUUUUCUUGCCAAUUAUAAGGAAACGAAUCUUUUGCAAUUGAAAUGGCAAUGAUAAUAUCAUUAUGAUGUUAUUUGCAAAUAUUAAUAUUUUUUACAGCGAUAAUUGUAUUUAAUGUAAUAAAAAAAGUUAAACUAACA